CACAACAGCACUUUGCAAAUUCUCGAUUAGAAAAUCUAGGGUUUUUUCAUUUUCCCUCUCUCGAUCUAUCUCCGAAUCUAGGGUUAGGGGUUUUUGAUCGUUGGUGACAAUGUCUCUGAGGCCUAGUGAGAGGACGGAGGUUCGCCGGAACCGGUACAAGGUGGCGGUGGACGCCGAUGAGGGUCGCCGGAGGAGGGAGGACAACAUGGUGGAGAUCCGAAAGAGUAAGCGCGAGGAGAGCCUCCUCAAGAAGCGCCGCGAGGGCCUCCAAGCUCAACAGCUUCUCCAGCAGCAGCAACAAUUUCCAACCAAUGUCCAAGCCUCAUCCAUCAUGGAGAAAAAGUUGGAGAGUCUUCCUGCUAUGGUCGCUGGGGUGUUGUCCAAUGAUAACAGCCAGCAACUGGAAGCUACCACACAAUUUAGGAAGCUGCUCUCAAUCGAGCGCAGCCCACCGAUUGAGGAAGUUAUCCAAGCUGGUGUUGUGCCACGGUUUGUUGAGUUUCUCCAUAGGGACGAUUUCCCCCAGCUUCAGUUUGAGGCUGCAUGGGCUCUCACAAACAUAGCGUCUGGAACUUCUGAGAACACUAAGGUGGUAAUUGAUCACGGGGCAGUCCCAAUAUUUGUGAAGUUACUUGGUUCUCCAAGUGAUGAUGUUCGAGAACAGGCUGUUUGGGCUUUGGGAAAUGUCGCUGGUGACUCUCCUAGGUGCCGUGAUCUUGUUCUCAGCCAUGGUGCUUUGAUCCCACUAUUAGCCCAGCUGAAUGAGCAUGCUAAACUUUCAAUGCUGAGAAAUGCCACAUGGACUCUGUCAAACUUCUGCAGGGGGAAGCCACAGCCUCCAUUUGAACAUGUGAAGCCAGCACUUCCAACUCUUGAGCGGUUGGUCUUUUCAAAUGAUGAAGAGGUUCUGACAGAUGCAUGCUGGGCACUUUCGUAUCUUUCUGAUGGAACAAAUGACAAAAUCCAAGCAGUUAUUGAGGCAGGUGUAUGUAGCAGGCUGGUGCAGCUUCUUUUGCACCCAUCUCCUUCGGUGCUGAUUCCUGCUCUUCGUACUGUGGGAAAUAUUGUGACAGGGGACGACAUUCAAACUCAGGCUAUUAUCAAUCAUGGUGCACUCCCAUGCCUUAUGAGCCUGUUGACGCAUAAUCACAAAAAGAGCAUCAAGAAAGAAGCUUGCUGGACUAUUUCAAACAUUACAGCUGGAAAUAGAGAUCAAAUACAGGCUGUUAUUGAAGCUGGUCUGAUUGCUCCCCUUGUCAAUCUUCUUCAAAAUGCUGAGUUUGACAUUAAAAAAGAAGCUGCAUGGGCAAUCUCUAAUGCUACAUCUGGUGGUAGUCAUGAGCAGAUCAAGUAUUUGGUUAACCAAGGUUGCAUUAAGCCUCUGUGUGAUCUGCUUGUUUGUCCCGACCCAAGAAUUGUCACUGUCUGUUUAGAAGGUCUGGAGAAUAUUCUAAAGGUUGGGGAAUCUGAGAAGGCCAUGGGUAACAGUGGAGAUGUUAACUUGUAUGCUCAGAUGAUUGAUGAUGCUGAAGGAUUGGAGAAAAUUGAAAACCUGCAGAGUCAUGACAAUAAUGAAAUAUAUGAGAAGGCCGUUAAAAUUCUCGAAACAUAUUGGUUGGAGGAUGAAGAUGAGACACUACCUCCAGGCGAUGUUGCUCAACCUGGUUUCAGUUUUGGUGGCAAUGAGGUUCCAGUCCCAUCUAGCGGAUUCAACUUUAGUUGAAGACACUUUGCUGAGUGGGGAAAUUGGUUGCAUGGAGAUACGGGUUGAUGCUAGGGUGGCUGUUCGAGUCGAGUCCAGGUAGGUCAGGUCAGGUGGGAGGGAAGAGGGUUUUGGUCCCUGCGCAUCGUGGUGUCUGGUCGUAGUCCGGUCUGUGUCUGUGGUCAAUGAGGUGCAGGGAGUGGGUCAGUCUACACUACCAUGUCCAAAAUAAGAAUGGGGGUUUGGUGGGUUGCAGCAUCUGCAUAAUGACCUUGCCAGCGGUGUAUAUUAUGCAAGGAAUAUAUGUGUGCUACUGGAGAAAGUAUCCAAGUUUCUAUGGUGCAUUAAAAUCAAGGUCCCGUGUGAUGUGGCUAUUGCCUAUUGGUUGGAGUGGGAGGGUUUUUGUUGAGUCUUGAAUGCUGCUGAGUCCUAUUAAUCAUUGAGUCGUAGUUGUAUUGGUCAUUUUAUAUAGAAUCUACUUUAUUUGAGUAUUCGGAAACCAAAUUUUAUGGUUUACA
Messenger RNA from Arachis stenosperma, 2220 nucleotides. Its product is annotated as importin subunit alpha-2-like. The transcript has 11 exons. Gene Ontology annotation, molecular function: protein binding; nuclear import signal receptor activity. The record is from RefSeq and is a predicted model, not a curated record. The coding region runs from base 110 to 1723 and encodes 537 amino acids. Lineage: Eukaryota; Viridiplantae; Streptophyta; Magnoliopsida; Fabales; Fabaceae. Gene Ontology annotation, biological process: NLS-bearing protein import into nucleus. Gene Ontology annotation, cellular component: cytoplasm; nucleus.